Molecule: messenger RNA, 1134 nt
Organism: Ixodes scapularis (black-legged tick)
Lineage: Eukaryota; Metazoa; Arthropoda; Arachnida; Ixodida; Ixodidae
Product: innexin shaking-B-like
Exons: 1
Coding region: 1-1134 (377 amino acids)
Cellular component (GO): plasma membrane; gap junction
Molecular function (GO): gap junction channel activity
Source: RefSeq, a predicted model, not a curated record
AUGUUUCCUCUGCUCAGUGAACUCGGCAGUCAGUUGAAGAGCCACAAGGUGCACAUUGACGGCAACGUUUUUCGGCUGCACACCAGCGUGACGGUGGUACUUUUGUUGGCGUUCUCGGUGCUUCUCACCGCCAAGGAUUACGUGGGCUCUCCGAUCGACUGCUACUGUCCGUCGAUAGAAAAGAGCGUUUUAGACUCAUUCUGCUGGAUCGAGUCAACGUACAGCCUCAAGAGCCUCUUCGCAGCGUCUCGGACCAAAGAGCUCGCUUACCCCGGUACGGGUAACGACCGGAACGUACCAGGCGAUCGACAGUAUCACCGCUACUACCAGUGGGUCUGCUUUCUGCUCUUCGGUCAGGCGAUAUUCUUCUACUUCCCACGCUGGCUCUGGAGCGCUUGGGAAGGCGGCCGUGUGCCCGCGAUCGUGUCGGCUCUCGACGUCGAGUCCGCCGCCUUCCACGACAGCGGCGGCGAGCUCCGAUCGCGUCUGGUGGACUUCCUCGUCCUCAACCUGAACCGAAACAAUUGGUACUUCGCCAAGUACCUGCUGUGCGAGUUCACGGGCUUCCUCAAUGUCAUCGCGCAGGUGAUGCUCACCGACGUCGUUCUCAGCGGCACCUUCGUCAGCUACGGUUCGGAUGUGGUGGAGUGGUAUCGCACCAGAGCCGAACAGCGUCUAGUCAGCCCCAUGGUACGCGCCUUUCCCAGGAUGGCUAUGUGCAGUUUCUUCAGGUACGGCGACUCCGGCGCACUCGAAAACAGGGAGGCCGUCUGCGUGCUGCCCGUGAACAUCGUCAACGAAAAGCUCUUCCUCUUUCUGUGGUUCUGGUAUGUGCUGCUGCUGGCUACGGGUGCGCUCUUGCUCGUGUACCGCGUCUUGCUCGUGAUUCACGCGCCGCUUCGGUACGGCCUUCUGCAGGCUCGGUACCCGGACAGCGAGCAAAUGGGAGAUCUCGUACGAUCGCUGGCCGUGGGAGACGUCUUUCUGCUCGGACUCAUCGGGCAGAACACCGAUCCCCUCGUGUUCGGACAGCUCGUGCGAGAACUAUCGCAGCGUGUCCCGCAAUGUCCUGACAAAAAUGGCCGAGCCGCGCAACUGAACCGCUACCAUUUGAACUGCUGCCGCGCAGCCUGA